GUUAGCGGUCUGACGUUUUUAGCAUUAGCAUCGAUCGACGUGAUUUUAACAACUAAAUAAUCUGUUCACGUCAGUAUAAUUACAAUGAAACUCAAACAUGUCUCUUAAUUUAUGAGAAAUAGCAUAAAUGAUUUAAUUAAAUGUGUAAGCUUAAUGUUUUAUGAUUGACCAUGUUGAAGUAUUACACACUUUUUGGCUUGCUUGCCGACAGUUGUCGUCAUCAGGGUCCUAAAGCCUCCUGCAGUCCCACAGCCAGUAAACGGCAACCACCGAGUCUUACAGAAAAACUUUCCUAUUCUAAGGCAUCAUCGGCCAGCAAUCGAUGCACUGAUUUCGGAGUAACUAUGGCUUCUCCCCAGUCAGACAGCCUGCCUCCUGCAGAGCAGCGCACCUCACCAAAACAGGAGGAGGAGAGCCAACAAGAGGAAGAGGUGGCGAAGGAUCAGCCUGGUAAACGCAGCAAGGGAAGGCCUCUGAAAGGCAAGCCCCUCUUCAAAUGCUCCGUCUGCUCAGAGACUUUUAAGACUUUGUCCGCUGAGCAGAGCCACAAGCUGUCUGUACAUGCAAAGCAGCAACACGCAUGUUCCGAGUGCACCAAAACAUUUACUACCAAAGCUCAGCUCUCAAAACACGAGCGCAUCCACUCAUCUCAGCGCCCCUUUCAGUGUCCAAAUUGUAACAAGGCUUACAAGACGUCCACAGAGCUACGGAACCACAGCCGCUCUCACACUGGCGAGAAGCCCUUUGUGUGCACAGAAUGUGGCAAGGCUUUCAUGCAGGCUGUAUGUCUGAGGAUCCAUAUGACGCAGCAUAAUGGGGAACGCCCCUACUCGUGCAGAUGCUCCAAAAGCUAUCCCACUCUGUCCAAACUGAAGGUGCAUGAGCGCUCUCACACUGGAGAGAAGCCGUACUUCUGUGCUGAAUGCGGUAAGAGUUUUGCAGAUCCGUCUGUGUUCCGGAAACAUAAAAGAAACCACCAGGGCCAUCGGCCAUAUGCCUGUGACGUGUGUGGCAAAACGUACACGGAGCUGAAGGACCUGAAGAACCACGGGCGCUCGCACACGGGAGAAAAGCCGUUCCUGUGCUCGGACUGCGGUAAAGCCUUCUCCCGCUCCUCCUCCCUGGCCUGCCAUCAGCGCAUCCACUCCCAGAAUAAACCCUAUCAGUGCGAGCAGUGUGGGAAGGGCUUCACUCAGCUGUCUUCCUACCAGUCUCACCUCCGAACCCACUCUGGUGAGAAGCCCUUCCUCUGCCCACAGUGUGGCAAGAUGUUCUCCGACCCCUCCAGUUUCCGGCGGCAUCAGCGAGCCCAUUUGGGGUUUAAACCCUAUCCCUGCGACAAAUGUUCCAAGAGGUUCCGGCAGCCGGCCGAUCUUGCUGUGCACGAACGUGUUCACUCUGGGGAGAGGCCUUACAAGUGUCAGAGCUGCGACAAGGCCUUCGUAGCUUCCUGGGACCUACGCCGCCACAUGCUUGUCCACACAGGCCUCAGGCCCUUCUCGUGCACGGAGUGCGACAAAUCGUUCACUGAGCGUUCCAGCCUCAACAAGCACAGACGCGUGCACUCUGGGGAGAGGCCUUUCAAAUGUGAGGAGUGUUUGAAGUCGUUUGUGGUGUCUUCAAGUCUGCGUAAACACGAGAGAACCCACCUAGCUGAACAGGCUGAGCAGCAGCAACAGGAGGAAGCUGAUGCUGCCUCCACCUCCAGCUUCACUGCCCCCACAACUCUUCCUCAGUUCUCCUGUAAUCACUGUGAUGCUACGUUUGGCACCUGGGAGGAAUUUCAGGCUCAUGAAAAUGAUCACUCCAUUGACUCCACUCCUUCUUCCGUUACCAAGAUUGUUCCACUGGGCUCACAUGUCUGUGAGACCUGCCAUGCUGAGUUUACACAGGUGGGGGACUUGCUGGAACACGAGAAGGAGCAUCCAAAGCCGAGGCCGCACAUCUGCAGCAGCUGUGGAAAAGGCUUCCUUAAUAAAUCCGGACUUCGCAAACACCAGAAGAUCCACUCCAACAGCAAACCUCACAGCUGCCAUCUCUGUGGCAAAGCCUUUCUGUUUGCUGCCUACCUCCGGAAGCACUUAAAGAUACACGGAGCACUUGCCACGAAGACCAGCGAUCUUAAAAUUAUUCAGACAGACCUGCUCCCUUCUCCUCCUCCCUCCAGUGAGUUCUCUGCCUCCACAGUUGAACCCAGCGCCAUCACUCUGACAGUCCCCGUCGGUGUACCAGUGACUCCCUUUCACGCUCUAAGUAUUUAGUCAAAGCAGAAGGACUUUAAGUUUUCUACACCACAUUUGUCAUUUUAAUCCCACAACCACUAAAGAAAAACCAUGACCAUAAAUCAUUUGUGAGUUCUGAGAAAAACAUUUUAACAUAAAAGAACCUUCAGAUACUGAUUAUGAUGUAAAUUGUCUGCUUUAUCAUCGUCAUUCUGUGACAAAUGUUCCAUAAAUCUGUAUUUUAAAACUUUUACUGUAUAACUGUACCUACAUGAAAUUGUCUUAUUUGUUGUGAGCUCUCUGAAGAAUAAUGUUGUAAACUCAGCCAAUAAGGAAAAGCUUUUCCUUUCCUUUUAUAAGACCAAGUUCACUGCAAAACUGUUUUUUACUUGUUAAUUUUGAAAUACGAUCGGCCACUCGUGAGUUUAAAAUGCAGGCGAGAUGUGAAAAUAAUCUUCUACUCCGAUUUUCUGCGUUAGCUGCAGACAGAAACUAGACAGGGAAACACUUGGUUUAGGAAAUCCACUCAGAUCUACGUCACACUGAAAACUAGCAUUUGUUGACUUGCAGCAGGGAGGGCUGUUGUUGAAUUUAGCAUCCAGGAGAGAGCAGAGCAUGACUGGGAUAGGAGAAGCUAACUGUUAGCAUUGGCAACCCCACAACAUGGCAGAACUUAUCUAGGCUUGUGUUAUUUUAGGAGGUAAAACGUCAGCAUUGCAAAGCAAACAGGCAGUGGUAGAGUCGCGUUGCUGUUAGCCAAUCAGAUUAGAUGUCUGAACAUCAGGAAAUAAGACCCCAAAUCCAUCCAUGUUCUGCUCUCUUCUAGCUCCUGAAGCAGGAGCGCUAGAGCCUUUUCCCCCCACAGAGAUGGACUCACAAGGCAUUCAUUUGUAGCCUGGCCUGCCAGACUGCUCCACUGUUUGAUUCUGCACAGAGAAAAGGUCUGGGAACUCUCCUGUUCAAAUAACCCCACCCCGUGAGAAUUGUAACUGAGCCAAUCAGUGCUGAGUAGCGUACAUCACACACCCGAACGCCGAGUUUGUCAUCAACAUGGCGACUGAAGUGGGGUUCGCUGUGGCUCUUUCCUCUGUUCUAAAUGACUUGAAUGUCUUUAAAACCAACAACAAGUAGAAUCACUAAAAGCCUUUCUUCUAAAAAAAUAAGAUGUUUGUGUCGUUGCCAGACGUGGUACAGGCGGCAUUUCCGUCUUUUGGGAUUGGUUAUUUUUGAGCUGCCUAGUCCCGCCCCUCAUGUGCCUCUCUGCCUGUGAGUUACCAGACUCAUUCUGUGCAGAAUUAAACAGAGGACGAGUCUUGGCAGGCCAGGCUUUUUCAUUUAUUCUAGAGACCACUGCAAAUGUGUUGGAAAAAUCUAGUGAACUUGGUCUUUAAUAAUUUAGCUUUUUUUUUUUUUGAUUUUAUUUUUGGGAACAGAUCAUUUCAAAGCACUUCACUGUAUGUUUAGUAUGAUUAUCAAAGAAGUUGUGAUUUCAGACAAAGUUUGACAUUCUUAACUGCAACAUUAUUUUAUAUCAGUAAAAUAUUAAAAUGGUUUAGAGUUAUGUCUUUUGUUUUAUCAAAAUAUUGUUAAAUAUUUGUCUUUUUAUAAUAAUUUACAAAAUAAAGAAGACAAACCAAAAACACUACAAAUGACAGACUGAUUUGCAUAAGGACAACAUGCUGGAUUGAGUUUUUUUAAACGUUUCUUCACCAGGUUUUUCAUGGAUUAAUUGAUCUUCAAGUUGUGCAUCUUAAGAGAAAACUAUCAAUAAAGGAAGGUUUUCAUAUCA
Nothobranchius furzeri (turquoise killifish) is the source of this 4011-nucleotide messenger RNA. The record is from RefSeq and is a predicted model, not a curated record. Lineage: Eukaryota; Metazoa; Chordata; Actinopteri; Cyprinodontiformes; Nothobranchiidae.